Molecule: messenger RNA, 1815 nt
Organism: Fonsecaea multimorphosa CBS 102226
Lineage: Eukaryota; Fungi; Ascomycota; Eurotiomycetes; Chaetothyriales; Herpotrichiellaceae
Exons: 1
Coding region: 1-1815 (604 amino acids)
Biological process (GO): lysyl-tRNA aminoacylation
Cellular component (GO): cytoplasm; cytosol
Molecular function (GO): tRNA binding; ATP binding; lysine-tRNA ligase activity
Source: RefSeq, a predicted model, not a curated record
AUGGCGGACGCCACUGAGUCUGUAACGCAAGACACCGCCAAUCUCCACCUCGACGAGGUCACCGGCGAGAGAGUGUCCAAGUCAGAAUUGAAGAAGAGACAGAAGCAAAGACAACUCGAGGAGAAAAAGAAGGAAAAGGCCGCCUCUGCCGCUGCGGCCGCGCCGCUCCAAGUCGAGAAGAAAGCCAUGAAGGCGGAACUCGACGAGAGCAAUCUCAACCCGAACCAGUACUUUGAAAUCCGAAGCGGGCGCAUCAACCGGCUGCGAGAGACCAAGGACCCCAACCCCUACCCUCACAAAUUCUCGGUUAAUACGGAUCUGAGCAAGUUCGUCCAGGAAUAUGCCGACCUCAAGCCCGGCGAGCAGAAGAAGGAGGUGGAAAUACGGGUCGCAGGUAGGGUGUAUGUCAAGCGAUCCGCGGGUGCGAAGCUGGUCUUCUACGACAUCCGAAGCGGCGGCACCAAGGUCCAAAUAAUGUGUCAGGCGCAAGAAGCUGCCGGAGACGUCGCCUUCGAGGCGCAGCACGAGCACCUGCGGAGAGGAGACAUCAUCGGAGUGAUAGGAUACCCCGGAAGAACGUCACCCAAGAACCGGCCCAACGAAGGGGAACUGUCCGUGUUUGCACGUCAAGUCAUCCUCCUCACCCCCUGUCUGCACCAAAUCCCCUCGGAACACUUCGGUCUGCAGGACGUCGAAACCCGCUUCCGCCAACGGUACCUCGACCUGAUCAUGAACGACAAGUCGCGCAACAUCCUCCUGACCCGGGCCAGGAUCGUCUCCUACAUCCGGCGCUACUUCGACUCCAACGGCUUCGUCGAGGUGGAAACACCCAUGAUGAACUCGAUCGCGGGCGGGGCCACGGCCAAGCCGUUCAAGACGCACAUCAACGAGUACCAGACGGACAUGUUCAUGCGCAUUGCCCCGGAGCUGUUUCUCAAGAUGCUGGUCGUCGGGGGGAUCGAACGGGUGUACGAGCUGGGGAAACAAUUCCGCAACGAGGGCGCCGACCUGACGCACAACCCGGAGUUUACUACCUGCGAGUUCUACGAGGCCUACGCCGACGUCUACGACGUGAUGGACCGCACCGAAGAGCUCGUCUCGGGACUCGUCAAGGAAAUCACGGGCGGGUACCACACGACCUUCCACACGCAGACGGGCGAAGUGUAUCAAGUCAACUGGUCGCGGCCGUGGAAGCGCAUCGACAUGAUCCCCGCGCUCGAGGAAGCCACAGGCGAGAAGUUCCCACGGGGCGACCAACUCCACACGACCGAGACCAACGAGUUCCUCAAGCGCGUCCUGAAAAAGUGCAACGUGACCUGCCCGCCUCCCGAAACCAACGCGCGCAUGCUCGACAAGCUCGUCGGCGAAUUCAUCGAAGAAACCUGCAUCAACCCGACUUUUAUCACCGGCCACCCCCAAAUCAUGUCCCCCUUGGCCAAAUACCACCGCUCGUCCCCCGGCAUCUGCGAACGCUUCGAGGCCUUUGUAUGCAAGAAGGAAAUCGUCAACGCGUACACCGAAUUGAACGACCCCUUCGACCAACGGCUCCGCUUCGAGGAACAAGCACGCCAAAAGGCCCAGGGAGACGACGAGGCGCAGAUGAUCGACGAGAAUUUCUGCACUUCGCUCGAGUUCGGCCUCCCACCCACGGGUGGCUGGGGCAUGGGCAUUGACAGGAUGGUCAUGUUCCUCACGGACAACUACACCAUUCGCGAGGUCCUGGCUUUCCCCUUCAUGAAGGAGGAGAAGACUCCGCAGGGCGGGAAGGACGGCGCUGUCGCCGGCGAGGUCGUCGCCACUAGACCGGCCCCUUGA